UGUUGCGCAUGCGCAGUGCAGGGCGCCCCGAUCCGUUCCCGGAGCAACAGGGAAAAUGGCAGCGCUCACCGCCCUCACUCAGCUGUCGAGUGGGAACCCAAUGUUUGAAAGUUUUUACAGACAGGUGGAUCCAGGAAACACAGGGAGAGUCGGACCCACAGAGGCUGCCUUGUUCCUAAAGAAGUCAGGACUGCCUGAUAUCACUCUGGGAAAGAUUUGGGACCUAGCUGAUCCAGAUGGAAAAGGAUUUCUAGACAAACAGGGAUUUUAUGUUGCUCUUCGGCUCGUGGCCUGUGCACAGAGUGGUCAGGAUGUGUCUCUAGCAAGUUUAACCAUCACUACACCCCCUCCUAAAUUUAAGGACCAGAGCAGCCCCUCUUUAACUGGUGCACCAUCAAGUGACUGUGGGCACUGGGCAGUUAGGCCUGAAGAAAAGAGCAAGUUUGACGGUAUUUUUGAAAGUCUUGCACCAGUAAAUGGGCUCCUCUCUGGUGAAAAGGUCAAACCAGUUCUUAUGAACUCAAAGCUGCCUGUGGAUGUUUUAGGAAAGGUUUGGGAUCUGAGUGAUAUCGAUAAAGAUGGACAUUUGGACAAGGACGAGUUUGCAGUGGCCAUGCACCUGGUGUAUCGUGCCCUGGAGAAAGAGCCGGUUCCCUCUGUCCUGCCCUCCUCCCUCAUUCCUCCAUCCAAAAGAAAGAAAUCUGCAGGCUCAUUGCCCGGCAUGGCCCCUGUACUGCCAGGCAGUCCACCACCACCUAAAGACAGUCUACGCUCCACACCCUCCCAUGGCAGCAUGAAUUCUCUAAACAGUGCUGGGAGCCUCUCCCCUAAACACACCAUUAAAUCCUCACAGCACUCUGUGAACUGGGUAGUGCCAGCAGCAGACAGACAGCGCUACGAUGACAUCUUCCUGAAGACAGACGCUGACCUUGACGGCUUUGUCAGCGGCCAGGAAGUCAAAGAUAUCUUCAUGCACUCUGGUCUUCCCCAGAAUAUUCUGGCACAUAUAUGGGCUUUGGCAGACACUAGGCAGAUGGGCAAGCUGACCCGAGAGCAGUUUGCAUUGGCCAUGCAUUUCAUCCAGCAGAAAGUGAGUAAAGGCUUGGACCCUCCACAAGCCCUGACCCCGGAAAUGAUCCCACCCUCAGAGAGGGGCACCCCUAAUAUGUCUGGUUAUAUGACGCCGGUGGGCUCAGAGAUGGCAGCCCUGACUGAGAUGCGCAGAGACAGCUCCAGCUCUGUGGGAUCUGGCGAGUUUACUGGAAUCAAGGAGCUGGAUGAUAUCAGCCAGGAGAUCGCUCAGCUGCAGAGCACACUCGCUUUUACUCACUGGGACAUGCUCAGGGAGAAAUACACUCUGGAACAGGACAUUAGAGAAGCAGAGGAGGCCAUCCGACACAAAACUACUGAAGUCCAGGAGAUGCAGAAUGAUCUGGAUCGGGAGACGUGCAGUCUGCAGGAGCUGGAAGCCCAGAAACAAGAUGCUCAGGACCGACUGGAUGAGAUGGACCAGCAGAAGGCCAAGCUGGAAGACAUGCUCAAUGAAGUGCGUCAGAAAUGCCAGGAGGAGUCCCAAAUGAUCACCUCUCUGCAGACCCAGAUCCAUUCUCAGGAGUCUGACCUGUUAAACCAGGAAGAGGAGCUGAGUCGAGCCAAAGCAGACCUGAGCCGACUGCAGCAGGAGGAGAGCCAGCUGGAGCAGAGUCUUCACGCUGGCAAGAUCCAGCUGGAGACCAUCAUCAAGUCCCUGAAGGCUACACAGGACGAGAUUAACCAGGCUCGCAGCAAGCUGUCCCAGAUCCAGGACAAUCAGCACGAAAUGAGCAAAAGCAUCGAGCAGUACAGCAGCGCGCUGAACGGCACCCACGGGGGCAGCAUGACCAACCUGGCCGACAUGAGCGAGGGCUUCCCUGAGAAGGAGAACGGGGGCUUCGGGGCCAUGGAGGAUCCCUUCAAAGUGAAGACCAACGUGUUCAACAGCAACCCUCAGGAGAUGCACACGGACCCCUUCCAGUCUGAAGACCCUUUCAAAUCCGACCCCUUCAAAGGUGACCCUUUCCAGAAUGAUCCUUUUGCCAAGCAGCCUCCCACAGCUACAGAUCCUUUCGGGGGAGAUCCUUUUAAAGAGACCGACCCCUUCAAGACCACUUCAGAAGACUUCUUCAAACGGCCGGCCAAGGCCGACCCCUUCACCAGCUCUGAUCCUUUCAGCAAAAGUGCUACACUCCCAGCUAAGCCUCAUCACUUUCCAAGCAACGACCCGUUCGCCUCCACCAGUCCCAAACCGAAAGGCGCAGAUCCAUUCGGAACACUGGACCCCUUUGGAAGCAGCUCUUUCGGCAGCAACAGUGGCUUUGCUGACUUUAGCCAGAUGUCAAAGCCGCCGGCCUUUGUAGACGACCUCUUCAGCAGAAAGCAGGACACUCCAGCUCUCCCUCCCAAGAAGACCAUACCACCACGACCCAAACCGCCCAGCGGUAAAAGCACCCCGACUCACAUGCCCGGCUCGGCGGACUCGUCCAAGUCAAGCGAUCCCUUCCAGCCCUUCGGCUCCGACGUCAACGACCCGUUUCAGAGUAAAAAAGGGGUCGGGGACCCAUUUAGUGGCAAAGAUCCGUUUGCACCGUCUGCUUCAAGUAAAGCCUCUAAAGACUCUUCCUUGGGUUUUGCAGACUUCAGCUCUUUUGGUAAUGAGGCCCAGCAGAUGGAGUGGGCGAAGCGCGAGAGCGAGAGAGCAGAGCGAGAGCGGCUGAAGAGGCUCCGGCAGCAAGAGCAGGAAGACCUGGAGCUCGCCAUCGCCCUCAGCAAGGCCGAAAUGUCCAACACCUGACCGCCCUGCCCUCGCACGCACCUUCCUCACGCCACUGACCGAGGAAAGUGUGUGUACGUGUGUGUGUGAGAGAGAGAGAGCGAGAGAGAGAGAGUGUAUAAAAGAGAAAAUGAAAAAAACUAAAUGAGGGAAUUCUCAUUGUCUAAACAUUUCCCUUUGUUUUAAUGUGACGUGUCGAUACGGGGCGACCCAUCUUCAUUCUACAUGCACUGCAUUAACCUGCACUACUCUGACAGACAGAAAUAGUUUAUUUAAGGUGUCAAUGUGUGUUUGCGAGUGUGUGUGAGCGCGUGUGUGAGCGUGUGUGUGUAUGAGUGUGUGUUUGUGCAUGUAUGUGUCUCAAUCCAGUGAAACUGUUAAGUGAGCCAUAGAUAGAUACUAAGAACGGUCAAUAAAACCCUUCUUUAAUCUUUUUUCUUUUUUUUAACUGGAAAAAGAAACAAACGCUGAAGAAACGGAUGACGGAAUUCAUAUCAUAAGUAUUUUUAUGUUGUUUUAUGUUUGUUUCAGUUGCUCCCUCCAUGUCCCAAGUGUUGUAUCACAUGAUAUCUCACACAGGUCUUCGUAUUACAUGGAGAAUGUUAAAGGGAAUGCGAUAUUUGCGUAAGAAUCAGGGAUGCGAGAUGAUAUUUUAGACUUGGGAUUGGGAUCAAUUUAAAAUAAUUAAGAUAAUCUGAAUCUACAGUUUGUUCUUUAUAGUGUUUCCACAUUUCUUAACGAUUGGACCAAAAAAAUGCUCUCAAAUUGAUUAAUUGGAAUAUGUAAUUUGUCUAAAUUGAAUUUAAAUCUAUUUCCAUUGAAAUUCAGUAGGAAGCUUAUUUUCCCCCCUUUUCUGUAACAAUGCUAUUUUGGAGAUACAAGCUUUUAAACGUUUAAAAAAACGUUUAAGUCAGUAGGGAAAAUGCUAAUCAAUUAUUUUAAUAUUUGAAAAUUUAGAGGCUGUUUACACCUUGCGUCAGCAUGUGUUUUAUUUCUAAAGCGUAGCUGGCAUUAUUUCUGCCAGUUUUGUCAAUCGAUAAAAAAAAAAAACAGAUUAAUCAAAACAAUAUUUUGUGAUUAUACAUUAAUCAUGAUUAUAUAAUAUAAUCGUGAUUUAAUUGUGAUUAAUCGCACUUGGUCAUCACAACGCUCGUCUCUACUACACUAGUGGUGGUGGUAAAUUGCCUAGCUAUGCUUCGCAACCUUACUGAAGCUCAGUGAUUACCUGUUCAACAGAAAAAAAGAAAACUUUUUGUUUCCACGGCUGUAGCAGCACACUGUUUGCACACCCAGGUGUGGAAAUGGGUAGCUGUCUGUUGUAAGGUGUAAACAGCCUCUCUAUAAAUGAAAAUUAAACUAUCUAUCAGCAUCUGCUUUAGCAGAUAUCGACAUAAAAAAUAUCUUCAUCAGUACACCAUUCUUAUAUCAGCUCAUCCCUAACUGUAAUAAGCUUUACGCUUAGUCUGUUACAGAAAUUGUAGAGAUAAUGUUUGAUUACGACUAAAACAAACGAUCUGUACAUGUCUGUUUUAUUUCUUUAUUUUUGUCAGUACUGUUAGGUGUCUGUAAAACUGUGUAGGUUGGACAGACCACGGUGCUAAUCACUCCAUGAGCCUAUAAGCACAACCACUUCCCAAACUCUCUCCCUCUGAAAAGAGGGGAAAAAAGGUCAAAUUAAAGCUUGUGUUCACUAUCCUCCAAACCGCGGCUAUACAGUACUGUGCAGAAGUCUUCAGAACCAAAACGCACCGUUUACAACCACUAAUUUGAAA
Astyanax mexicanus (Mexican tetra) is the source of this 4581-nucleotide messenger RNA. It is a transcript of the gene eps15l1a, whose product is annotated as epidermal growth factor receptor pathway substrate 15-like 1a. Gene Ontology annotation, biological process: endocytosis; endosomal transport. Gene Ontology annotation, cellular component: cytoplasm; plasma membrane; clathrin coat of coated pit. Lineage: Eukaryota; Metazoa; Chordata; Actinopteri; Characiformes; Acestrorhamphidae. The coding region runs from base 56 to 2830 and encodes 924 amino acids. The transcript is spliced from 26 exons. Gene Ontology annotation, molecular function: calcium ion binding; cadherin binding. The record is from RefSeq and is a predicted model, not a curated record.